Messenger RNA from Conger conger (European conger), 1340 nucleotides. RefSeq names its product serine/threonine-protein kinase pdik1l-like. Gene Ontology annotation, cellular component: cytoplasm; autophagosome. The transcript has 4 exons. NCBI's taxonomy places the organism in Eukaryota, Metazoa, Chordata, Actinopteri, Anguilliformes, Congridae. Bases 324 to 1340 code for a protein of 338 amino acids. Gene Ontology annotation, molecular function: protein serine/threonine kinase activity; ATP binding. Gene Ontology annotation, biological process: axon extension; peptidyl-serine phosphorylation; autophagy. The record is from RefSeq and is a predicted model, not a curated record.
AACAAACCUGGAGUGAUUAUAAACAAUAGUUUUACAUAACCUCUGACCCACAUAGUUACAGUAUCGGAUAGUGACAUAUAGGAUGACACGCAAAAACUCAUAAGUCACCUGAAUUACAGGCAGCGUUCCACUGUACGACCAAGCACAGACAGAGCCUUACGGCAAGAAAAGAGCAGUGCGUUUGAUCCCGGUUACACAAUUAGCUCGAUGAUGCGCUGCUAUUCUCAAGUACCCGGGCGAAACUUUUGCGCGGUUCUUGACCAGGAUGCAAGUCGGCAGGUGUGCCCAUAACUGCUGCAACGACCUGUCUGACAGAUGGCCUGAUGAUGCAGUGCAGGCAGCCCAAGUACGAGCUGGUCCAGGAGGUGGGGCGGGGCACGUACGGCGUGGUGUACGAGGCGCUGGCCCGGCGGUCCGGGGCGCGCGUGGCGGUGAAGAAGAUCCGCUGCCAGGCCCCGGAGAACGUGGAGCUGGCCCUGCGCGAGUUCUGGGCCCUCAGCAGCAUCCAGAGCCAGCACCCCAACGUCAUCCACCUGGAGGAGUGCGUGUUGCAGCGGGACGCCCUGGCCCAAGCCCUCAGCCACGGCUGCAGCUGCCCGCUGUACCUGGAGCUGGUGGAGACGUCGCUGAAGGGCGAGAUAACCUUUGACCCCCGCUGCGCGUACUACCUGUGGUUCGUCAUGGACUUCUGCGACGGCGGGGACAUGAACGAGUACCUGUUGUCGCGGAAACCCAGCCGCCGCACCAACACCAGCUUCAUGCUGCAGCUGGGCAGCGCGCUGGCCUUCCUGCACCGCAACAACAUCAUCCACCGCGACCUCAAGCCCGACAACAUCCUCAUCUCCCAGGACCGCUCGCCCGCCGGCCUGCCCGAGCCCACGCUCAAGGUGGCCGACUUCGGCCUCAGCAAGGUGUGCUCCUCCUCGGGCCUGAACCCGGACGUGAACCGCUGCUUCCUGUCGACGGCGUGCGGGACGGACUUCUACAUGGCGCCGGAGGUGUGGGAGGGGCAGUACACGGCCAAGGCGGACAUCUUCGCGCUGGGCGUGAUCAUCUGGGCCAUGGUGGAGCGCCUGACGUUCGUGGACACGCAGACGCAGAAGGAGCUGCUGGGCUCGUACGUGCAGCGGGGCGCGGAGAUCGUGCCCCUGGGGGAGGCCCUGCUGGGGAACCCGCGGCUGCAGCUGCUCAUCCCCGCGCGGAAGAAGAGCAUGAGCGCCGGCCUGAAGCGGCUGAUCCGCGACAUGCUGUCGGCCAACCCCGCUGAGCGCCCCGACGCCGCCCAGCUGGAGCUCCGGCUGCUGCAGAUCGCCUGCAGGGAGUGGGACUGGGACACGUGA